Phaeodactylum tricornutum CCAP 1055/1 is the source of this 2680-nucleotide messenger RNA. RefSeq lists its product with no specific name. NCBI's taxonomy places the organism in Eukaryota, Bacillariophyta, Bacillariophyceae, Surirellales, Neidiaceae. The record is from RefSeq and is a predicted model, not a curated record. The transcript is spliced from 3 exons. Bases 95 to 2587 code for a protein of 830 amino acids.
UGCGGUCUCACAAGUUCCAAAAGACCCAGCUAGAUUGCCUACUAAGAGUGUGGGUUCCUUAUCGCUCUUUCCCUCUAGCACGACCUUUCGGACCAUGUCAAGUAUUUGCAUCUUGAAUGUUGGAUUAUAUCGGACAGGCUCGUGUACCCUUGCCAAUGCUGCCGACAAGGUUGGUUUUAAGGUUUUUCGAACAUUCCCCACCUUGUCUUCGGAAACGUUGAAGCUCAUGCUGUUGGAUCCAUCGGUUGCUGUCCAAACCUGGUGGCUACAAGAAGGAAAGGACGCCCUACGCGACUGGCUCACUGGCGGAUACAACUUUAUUUGUGAUGGUUGGAUUGCCUUACUGCCCUUCCUUUCGGAUCACGAAUUGCUUGCUCUGCUAUCCUUUGCUGAGGAACAUGGUGUACGAAUUGUUUUUGUAGCAACGCAACGAGAUAAGCAAGCGCUGGUACAGUCGGAACUUCAGCAUUGGGUUGUUUGCGAUCUAGAACGGCGCGUGAAUCUUUCAAUGCGCGAACGCUGCAACCUUUCUGAAGCUCUCGGACUCCGCUGGGAGAAUCAUCAAAGAGCGGUACGACGAUUUAAGUACGGUGUUGGUAUUCUACCAGAAAUGCUCAAAAGGAAUGAACCCGUCUUUGAAUCUCAAGUGGAAGGACGCCUUGGCGAGGGCUGGACUUCGCAACAAAAAUCCCGAGCUACCGGUGCAAGGAAUUUUACUAACUCCUAUUGUGAGACGGCCAAAACUCUGCAAUGUUGGAUACGUAAGAAUUCGCGAGCGACUCAUUUCGAGAUGCUCACCAACGAUCCUGUUUCUGUCGACUCCUCGUUUCCUAUCUGUCGCGCAUGGAAUAAGAUGGCCAUGGUCGCUUAUGAAAAAGGUGCUGACUGGGUGGUCCUGUUGGGCGACGACAUUGACAUCCGAACCGGAGAGUUUCAUUACCGUGCAUUUUACAGGGCUUUUCUAGAUAUUGCGGAUCGAUUGGGUUGUGACUUCGGAUUUGGAUGUCCGUGGUGGGACGACGUGAGCUUUCCAGGCUUUCCGACGUUCCCUGCAGUCGGCAAAGCGCACUUUGCAUGCUUUGGCGGUCUCAUCCCUGAUCAUCGUAAGAAUGGGUUUAUCAACCAAGAUUUAGAUCCAUAUCUUCAACGUCUCUAUCUCAAGUUUGGUGCUGCACCUCGCGUGGAAGGGGCAAUCUUGAGCAAUCAGCGUGGUGGCAACAACACGAAUCCUGCACGAUAUGACCGUAUUCCAGCGAACGGAUGGCGUGACUGGGUACUUCUUGAUGUGGAUCCGAUACGGCAACAUUUGGAUAUGCAUCUUUCACCUACAGUCAAGCGCGUUGAGUAUUUCCUUGUGGAUGUUAUCGUUCCUUCGUAUCGAAUCGAUGUGCCGAUCUUGCAAGGGUUAUGUGAUUUAGUUGUUCCAAGUCGAAUGCGUAGCUCGUUAAUCAUCAUUGUGGACAAUCCAAUUAAACUUUGUAAAAUGAUGAAAACUCACUGCCCUCGGACUGCAGCUCUGAAGCUUGAAUCCCUGCUUACGAAGCAAACAUCACACAAAUCAGAUGGUCGCCUAGGCAACAACGUUCGUGUUCGGUGCCACACCACGAACCUCGGCGCAUCUGCUGCUCGCAACUACGGAAUCAGAGAGAGUGCUGCGGAGUUUGUCCUUUUUCUUGACGAUGAUGUGAGGCCGGGUCCACAAGUUUUGUUUGCGUACGAGACUGCGCUGGUAGAAAAGUCGAGCGACUGCGUCGGUCUGAUUGGCUUGGUCCGCUUUCCUCGUCGUCACGAUCUAUCUAAAAUCCACUCUGCUGUGCUCAUGAGCUACUUGACCUUUAUGUUUGAAAUUGCAGCAAAUCCGAUUUACACGAGUCCACAGUGGGGUGUAACGGCAAACAUUCUCUUGAAAAGGCUCCCCGGCAUGCACUUUGAUACCAACUACGCGAAAUCAGGUGGUGGCGAAGACGUGGAUUUUUGCCUUCGAACGCUGGCAGAAUCCAAAGGACAUUUCCUUUCGGUGAAAGAAGCCUUUGUCGACCACGAUUACUGGAAAGGAGGUGUGCUAUCCCUAUUCCGCCAUUUCUUCAACUGGGCAAUCGGCGACGGUCUUCUGUUUAGUCGUUUUCCGCAGCACACAUACUGUUCCUACUGGAACGUUUCGGAAAUUCUGCUCCUCGUCUGGCUGCCGAUCAGUGCUGCUGUUGUAAUCAAUGUUCCGUCGGCUGCUCCUAUUUUACUCUGUGGAGUAUUCGGUAUGGUUGCAGUUGACGCGGCUGUGGACAUGACUAACUUCUGCGAAUUCAAUCAUCGUCGUCGUUUGCUGGGUGACUUUGUUUUCUCAGAAGCGCAUUAUAUGACGGCCCACAUUUUGGCCAACAUAUACGUUGCCGUCUUAGAACUUGGCCGUUUAUGCGGCCAUAUUAAGCGCGGGGAACUGGCCAAACACGUUGGGCGUCGUUUUGACUGGCACUGUGGUCGCCUUCCAAAUAGCCAAGGCCAGGUGGUAAAGAAAGAACGAAUGAAAUUUUGGCUUUUUGUCGCUGUGGCCACUGGCACGCUUUCCAUGAUUUCGUACGGUUCCGUUUAGAACGGAAAUGUUCGAGCGACCAUCGUAGCUCAUUGACUCUUAACGAUCACGUCCCUUCCCGAGGAGAGCUGAUGCAUGAAAAUACAAGUGGAA